Molecule: messenger RNA, 975 nt
Organism: Physella acuta
Lineage: Eukaryota; Metazoa; Mollusca; Gastropoda; Physidae
Product: fibrinogen-like protein A
Source: RefSeq, a predicted model, not a curated record
AUGUGGGCCUUAAUUGUUAUAAUUAUCCAGUGUUUGAUCACACAAGCCAAGACAACGAACCCAAUAAAAGAAACCCAUUAUAAAGCUGUUGAUAACACGUACGUGACCACACUGCCCAUCGAUGUAGAGUUUGACCAAGUCAGUCUUUUGUCCUGCGCCUCACGUUGUUCAAGUUCCAACAAAACGUGCUACAGCUACAUCUACAACACAACUACAAGACAUUGUAGCCUAGGUUCUUGGCUAGUACCACUAAAAGCUACACAACAAAAAGUUCAAGGAAAACUUUUCUCAAGUGGGAAGUUCUGUAACACAACCAGAAACAUCACGGUCCUGUCUGAUGGUUCCAUCUCAUAUGCAGACUUCUUUUUCUGUGCAGGUGAGACCGAUCCAUGCUUAGGAGUAGACAGUAGUAACUCUCGGCCAUUGCUGACCCUAACCCCUGGACUUCAGGUCAUGUGUGACACAGUGACAGACGGUGGAGGAUGGACCAUUUUCCAAAGACGUGUUUCUGGGACUGUAGAUUUCUACAGGAACUGGGCGGAAUACAAAAAUGGGUUUGGUGAUUUUAGUUCAGGUAAUUUUUACCUGGGUAAUGAGAACAUUUAUCUCUUAACGACAACCCGUCAAACAGAACUUAGAGUGGAUAUGAUCUUCAAUGGAACAAGUUAUUUCGCAAAGUAUUCCAGCUUCUACAUUUCUAGCGAGACAGAUGGCUACACGCUACAUGUUGGUGGCUACACAGGAAAUGUAUCGGAUGAACUAGCCUACCAAAACGGUAUGAAGUUUUCAACUUUUGAUAGGGACAACGACAAGUGGAACGGUUCAUGUGCAUCCAAAUUCCACGGGGGGUGGUGGUUCAACACGUGUCGUUAUUCUUACCUAAAUGGCUUAUGGGGAGCAACAAAUUACACAAGCCUCUAUUGGCAACCAAUGAGCAAUCCCUCAUUCAGUGAGAUGAAAUUUAGAUUUCUAUAA